This is a messenger RNA of Sorghum bicolor (sorghum), 1118 nucleotides long. RefSeq lists its product as uncharacterized. Lineage: Eukaryota; Viridiplantae; Streptophyta; Magnoliopsida; Poales; Poaceae. The record is from RefSeq and is a predicted model, not a curated record. The transcript has 4 exons. The coding region runs from base 1 to 684 and encodes 227 amino acids.
AUGUGGGGAAGUGUGCCGCGGCGACGCCUCACUUCCGCGACGCGCCCCCUCGCCUCGGUGCCUUGGCUUGGUGAUGGAGAUCCGACAGAGUGGGAUGAAGAGGCGACGACCGCGACACCGAUCCUCACCGCGCCGCUGCUCGAGGCGGAGACGAAGAAGUGCUCCAAGAAGACGGUGGUGGAGGGGGCGAAGUUCCUGCAGGCCGCCAAGUACUACUUCAACCAGAUAGCGGCUCAGAAGCGCGCGCGCCUCCGCGUCGCCUGCGACGCGCUCGCCGCGACCCGACCCCUCACCUCGGUGCCUUCGCUCGGUGAGGCGACGCCAGCCACUUCAAUGGGAUACCCGCUCAGAAGCACUGGACCGGCCUCAAGCUCGGAGCCGGAGAUGCUGACGUUCCUGGAGACCGCAAAAGACUACUUCAAACCAGCUCAAGGAGAUCUGCACAACAAGCACUGGAUCUGCCUCAAGAACUCCUUCAACAACGGGAAAUGCGGCUCGGCGCCAGAGGUGCAGGAAAAAUGCUACAAGAAGACGGUGGGGGAGAAAGCUACUGCAUUAACCAGUUGUUGCCCAUGUAAAAGCACUGGAUCAGCCUCAAGAACUACUUCAACAGGAAGUGCGGCUUGGUGUUCGGCUAGCAGAAGGUCGAGCCUGCGGCGAAGCCUGCGACAACAGGAUAAAUGAGGGGAUUCUGAUCGUUGUCUUGCAAAGCAGUUUAAUCGCACUGAAGGUGUUAUGUCUGAUCACUGUGGGGAAACAAAAUGUAAAUAAUCUUUGGGUGUUCUACGGUGAACCCUUGAGACUUCUUUGGUCUCCCCAGAAACUAGUAUCAUAGUAUGUCAUGGUAGUGGUUUGGGAAUGGUUAGCCCAGUAAUUCGUCACGAGCACUCAGUGCUGAUCGGCUUCAAGUUCGUUGAAUGUGAACCUCAAUCUGUGCCUUAAAUCGAAUCGUCACCCAAGCUAUUUGCCAUGAGUUCGUGCUUCUGGUUACUUUGAAUUGAUGUUCAUUGCCUGUGUUCCAUCUUUCCAUUGAGCUGUUAUGAUCCUUAGAUUAGAUUCCAAAUGACUGAGUGUUUUUCCUAUUAUGAUUGUUGAAUUGAAUGAGGAUUAGCAGUUCA